UAGCAUCCUCACCCAGGAGUCAGGUUUCAAUCUCAGAUCCUUCCAUGUUCCUACCGAGUUAACAAGGACUUCUACUUUCCGACAUGGGGAUCGGGAGGCGCAUUAGUGAUAUGAUUCCCGCCCGUGUUGCGCUGGCGAUCAUCAGCGCGCUGGGGGCAACUAUGAUCUACAUGGUAAGGAUCAAUCUCUCCGUAGCGAUCGUCGAUAUGGUGGUUACCGUAUCAACUACAGAUGCCUCUAGUCGUGCCAAUGUUGUUCCGCACUGUUUCGAGGGUCAGGAAGUUGAUAGAAACAAGACGGAGAAUGCCCAUUUAAAUUCCAAGAAUCUUCUUGAUCUUAAUAAUACGACUUCUAAUAAACUAAAUUUUUCUGACGAACAGUACAAGGACAAGCUGUUCCUGACAAGCGGGGAGCGAGGAUCUGUCUUAGCUGCCUUUUUCUAUGGAUAUUUUCUGACAGGGAUCAUCGGCGGCCGACUUGCGGAAACCUACGGCACCAAAAUCGUCCUUGGAACCUCAGCGUUAAUCGGAAGCCUCCUGACUCUGCUGACUCCCGUGGCCGCGCGCACUCACUACGUCGCUCUCAUUGUUCUUCGGGUUGCCAUGGGGUUGGCGCAGGGCGUGUCAUAUCCCUCCAUGCAUGCGAUGGUUGCAAGAUGGGUACCCCCCUCUGAGAGGCCGAGGUUCACUGCCUUUGUUUACAUGUCCAGCUGUAUUGGGAUCAUAAUAACCAUGCCAAUGUGUGGUUUCAUUAUCGACGCUGUGGGUUGGCCGGCCGUUUUCUACGUCUGUGGGUGCAUCUCGCUCCUGUGGGUGUUCCUGUGGGUGGGCCUCAUGCACGAGAGUCCCCUGGUGCACCCUAGGAUAUCUGUCGAGGAACGAGAGUAUAUCCUGGACGGCAUCAAGGCAGGUGUGUCUGGAACGAAGCCAACCCACGUACCUUGGAAGCAGAUGCUCACCAGUUCCGCUUUCUGGGCGACGAUCGUAGGUCACGCGGGGAGUAUGUACGGCUGGAACCUUCUUGUGACUCAGCUGCCCACCUUCGUCAACAGCGUCCUGGGGUUCUCCAUCAAGAGCAACGGCCUGCUCUCCUCCCUGCCUUUCCUGACGCGCUACCUCGGUGGGAACAGCCUCAGCUGGCUCGGAGACCUCCUGGUGGCCCGGGAGUGGCUGCAGAAGAGGAACUCUCGCAGGCUCUUCACGUCUAUAGGCUUAUGUGUCCCCGCCGUGAUGCUGGCCAUUGUAGGAUACGUGGGAUGCAACAGCGCGGCCGCCAUGACCAUCCUAUGUAUUGGAACGUUCUCCAAUGGCGCGACUGUAUCCGGAUACGUGGCCAAUCAGCAUGAUAUUGCACCCAACUUCGCCGGUACUAUGUUGGGAAUUAGCAACAUGUUUGCCUUCGCAGGAGCUAUGUUGGCUCCCAUUAUAGUAGGCGUUUUGACACCUGACCAGACUCCGGGCCAGUGGCAAUCAGCGUUCUGGGUGGCCACCGUGAUCUACAUCGUUGCUGCAACAUUUUUUUUCGUCGCGUGUUCCUCCGACUUGCAACCUUGGAACUUCGUGGGUUCUGGAGGCGUGGAGGGAGCCAAGGAGAGAGAGGAGGGCAUGACCUUCCUGCGGGAGAGGCAGAAGGUGCAGGUGGUGGCCAAGAAAGAGCGGAGUACGCAUUGUUAAGAUCCGGAAGAAGAUAGGCUUAUAGUUUUUUUCUCUUGUUAAGUAGGCUUCUAAAUAUUUUUCUUUUUGUAGAAUGGUUUUCUUUCAAUUUAUUUUUUGAUCGAAUACAGUGAAUGUAUAUAAUCAUCUACUGAGCAAUUCAUUUGUGAUGAAUUUAACUAUAUCUUUGUAAAAUAUUCGUUGCAUCAGA
This is a messenger RNA of Penaeus monodon (black tiger shrimp), 1863 nucleotides long. Its product is annotated as sialin-like. Gene Ontology annotation, molecular function: transmembrane transporter activity. Gene Ontology annotation, cellular component: plasma membrane. Gene Ontology annotation, biological process: transmembrane transport; monoatomic anion transport. The record is from RefSeq and is a predicted model, not a curated record. NCBI's taxonomy places the organism in Eukaryota, Metazoa, Arthropoda, Malacostraca, Decapoda, Penaeidae.